Teleopsis dalmanni is the source of this 1589-nucleotide messenger RNA. Its product is annotated as nibrin-like. Gene Ontology annotation, molecular function: damaged DNA binding; protein binding. Bases 168 to 1589 code for a protein of 473 amino acids. Lineage: Eukaryota; Metazoa; Arthropoda; Insecta; Diptera; Diopsidae. Gene Ontology annotation, cellular component: Mre11 complex. The record is from RefSeq and is a predicted model, not a curated record. Gene Ontology annotation, biological process: double-strand break repair via homologous recombination; mitotic G2 DNA damage checkpoint signaling. The transcript has 5 exons.
GUAAUUACAAUAAAUGUAAAACAACACACACCUGCUUGAUGGGUAAUGUUUGACACAUAAUUACAAUAAGUAUGGUUCGCCUUUAAACUGUCAGUGCAGAAGGCGCGCGACUGACUACAAAAUUUCACAAUUUUUGAUUCUAAUAAAUUUAAGGAUUUUUAUACGAUAUGUGGAUAAUUAAAAAACAGGAUACAGAUGAAACCUUCACUCUUAUUUCGGAAAAAAAUAAUUAUACUGUGGGUCGAACAAGUGCAGAUUUGGUAUUGUCUCAUGAUAAUUCAAUAAGUCGUUCCCAUUCGAUUUUACGUAUUAUCGUUAGCGAUAAAGAGACACUAGCAUUAGAAGAUAUUGGAUCUAAAUACGGGACUUUUAUCAAUGAAAAUAUAGAAAAUAGCGUUAAACUUAACCAAGGAGAACAACAGGAAUUAUCAGAUGGGGAUCGUGUCAGGUUUGGCGUUUUCAAAAAUAUUUGGCAUGUCUCACAUGCACCCAUCAUUAGUGCAAUAUCUGGAUUGUCUUCAGGAGAUGCUAAAAUAUUGGAACAUUAUAUGUCUAUUUUAGGAGGAAAACUUGUAGAUAAAUGGGAUAUGAAAUGUACUCACUUAACAAUGAAGGAAUUCAGAUUGACUGUGAAAGCAUUACACGCCUUAGUUGAACAGAGACCAAUCGUUACUCUUGACUACUGGCGAAAUUUUGUGGACGCUGCACGUCGUGGACGUAGUACACUCCCCCAACCUAAUGAAUACAAGCCUAUAAAUAGCAAUGAUUUGAUGGGACAUAAUCUAGAUUGCACAAUAACACCGGCUCGUAAAACUGUUUUCAGCGGUAUGACAUUUGUGUUUAUGAAUGCGAACCAGCUUGAAUUAUAUGGACCCAUUAUAAUUAAAGCCGGUGGAGCUACAAGAGAUCUAAAAUCUGGUGUGCAAAAAUCGUUUUUACUUAAAAGUAACGUAGUUGUUUUGCAAUAUGUGCCCUCUACCCAAUCGCAAGGUACGCAAACGAUUAAUGUCAUUGAGAACUAUUUAGAAACUAAUAAUCUACGUUUUAUACCUGAAUAUGAAAUUGGACUAGCAAUUGUACACUGUUCUACAGAAAAAUUCUGCAAUCCUUCUUAUAAGGUUAUAAAUGGCCUAAUACCCUCAACAAGUUCCAUGGGUUUAUCUCCUAAUACAUGUCUUGUUAAAAAUACUGAAGCUACUCAGAGUAACGCUAGUGAACGUACUGAAUUAUUUCUACUUGAAACAGAAAAGAUCGGUGUGAAUGAUGAUGGCAAAUCCGGGAGCAAACAAAAUCCAAUAUUAGAUGAUGAAAGUAUGUCUCCUAUUCGUGUUACUGAAAGUGCGGAAGAAAAUAUGCAUUCAAAACGUAAACGGAACAAAAUUAAUCAAAUUGUUAGCGAUGACAGUGAUGACACCUGGUGUGUGCAUCAUUUUGCUUGUUCCGUCUGCGAUACAAAAAUGACACAGAAAUCAAAAUUCUAUGAAUAUGACGAGAAGCCAGUAUGCAAGAAAUGUUAUGAACGCUUCCCUAAUGAGUUGAGAAGACGUUUGCGUACAUCUCAUGAAAUGACCAUGAAGAAAGCUGUCUAA